Messenger RNA from Talpa occidentalis (Iberian mole), 1764 nucleotides. RefSeq names its product glycogenin 1 (gene GYG1). The transcript is spliced from 7 exons. Gene Ontology annotation, molecular function: glycosyltransferase activity. Lineage: Eukaryota; Metazoa; Chordata; Mammalia; Eulipotyphla; Talpidae. Gene Ontology annotation, cellular component: cytoplasm. The record is from RefSeq and is a predicted model, not a curated record. The coding region runs from base 68 to 1069 and encodes 333 amino acids.
CGCUGGCGGAGCUCCCGUGCGGCCUCUCUGAGCCCCGGCCUGCGGCUGCGGAGGCCCCGGCAGCACCAUGACAGAUCAGGCCUUUGUGACGCUGACCACAAACGAUGCCUACGCCAAAGGGGCCCUGGUCCUGGGCUCGUCCCUCAAACAGCACAGAACCACCCGGAAGCUGGUCGUGCUUGCCACCCCACAGGUCUCAGACUCCAUGAGAAAAGUUUUAGAAACUGUCUUUGAUGAAGUCAUCAUGGUAGAUGUCUUGGACAGUGGUGAUUCUGCUCAUCUAACCUUAAUGAAGAGACCUGAAUUGGGUGUCACAUUAACUAAACUCCAUUGCUGGUCACUUACACAGUACUCAAAAUGUGUGUUCAUGGAUGCUGAUACUCUGGUGCUAGCAAAUAUUGAUGAUCUUUUUGAAAGAGAAGAGUUGUCUGCUGCACCAGACCCAGGAUGGCCUGAUUGCUUCAAUUCAGGAGUGUUUGUUUAUCAACCUUCAGUUGAAACAUACAGUCAGCUGUUGCACCUUGCUUCUGAGCAAGGUAGUUUUGAUGGUGGGGACCAGGGUUUACUGAACACAUUUUUUAGCAACUGGGCAACAGUGGAUAUCAGAAAACACCUGCCAUUUAUUUAUAACCUAAGCAGUAUUUCUAUAUACUCCUACCUCCCAGCAUUCAAAGCGUUUGGUGCAAAAGCCAAAGUCGUGCAUUUCUUGGGACGAAUCAAGCCAUGGAAUUAUACUUAUGAUCCCAAAUCAAAAAGUGUCAGAAGUGAAUCCCAUGAUCCCACCAUGACUCAUCCAGAGUUUCUCAACCUAUGGUGGGACAUCUUUAUCACCAACAUUUUACCUCUGCUUCAACAGUUUGGCCUUGUUAAAGACACCUACUCAUACCUAAAUGUGGGAGAUAUUUCAGGAGCCAUGUCACAUCUGUCCCUUGGAGAGAUCCCAGCUAUGGCACAACCUUUUGUAUCCUCAGAAGAACGGAAGGAGCGGUGGGAACAGGGCCAAGCUGAUUACAUGGGAGCAGAUUCCUUUGACAAUAUCAAAAGAAAACUUGACACUUACCUUCAGUAGAAACACUGCCAUUUUCCUGUGGACACACCCACUUUACAGGCUCUUGUUCCUGAUACUUAGUAUCUAUAGAGUUGGGUUGGAAACAGUCUGUUACAGUUGCUAGAAGCUUUAACUAAAAUUCAUCAGAUGAGAGGUUUUGGGAGGACAGCAAGGUGUGAACUGGAUAAAAGUUGUGAAGUAGUAAUUCUGCCAUAUGAAGUGUCCUGCCUUUUUAACCUCACCUUAACCCUCAGAUGUUUCAGGAAUUUAAAUGAUGCUGAUUACCAACAUGUAAGGGAAACUCAAUAUUCAAGGUAUUGAAAUGGCUAUGUCAACUCUUAAAAUAUGCCAAGCCUGGCUUCAAAUCAGUCUCCCUUCAGAAUGGGACAUGGUAUCUGUCUCUUACCAGACUUGCAUUUUAAAUUGCCCAGAGGCAGCCACAGUGAUUGUAAUUCAGCUUUCAGGUAGACUAUAACAACACUGCUAAGUGAUUCAGAAAUGUAUCAACAAAAGAUGCUAACCUAUUUUAUUUCCUAGUUUUAGAGUCUGAAGUUUUUCAUCAGUUUUCAUUGUAUAAUAAGGCAGCAUGCUAAAAUGCUUUUGUUCAGUUCUGUAUAUCUGAAAACAGCAGUGUGCGCUUUGAUGGUUAUUUGCAAUGGCACCUUGUAUGAAAAAUAAAGAUUUACUGACAUAUCUGGUUGUCUAAUUAAAUUAAG